Messenger RNA from Macrobrachium nipponense, 813 nucleotides. RefSeq lists its product as uncharacterized. The transcript has a single exon. Bases 1 to 813 code for a protein of 270 amino acids. Lineage: Eukaryota; Metazoa; Arthropoda; Malacostraca; Decapoda; Palaemonidae. The record is from RefSeq and is a predicted model, not a curated record.
AUGAAGACACGCAAGACUAGCUCAAGAAAAAGAAAGAAUCCCAAAAGAACUUUGAUAAACACAGAACAGAAGGAAAGAAGCAAACAUCUAAAGAAGGAAAUAAAGUUGCAAAACAAGUUGCCAGCAAAGGCUGCUGCUUUCAAGGAUCUGUAUGAGAAUGUUGACAUGCUGGAGGGCCAAAGAAACGUCCACAGGAUAGCCAAUGCUAGAGACAAAGCAACAAAAGACCUCACACACAUUAAGCAAAUUGAAGAUAGAAAUGGUAAGGUUCUAACAAAGGAAGGGGAAAUUAAAAGUAGUUGGAGAGAGUAUUUUGAAAAUCUCCUAAAGGAAGAAAAUUCCUGGAAUACCAUUGAGGAGGAAAUAGCAAAUGAAAGAGAAGUCCCUAGGAUUAGUCGGAGGGAAGUGAGGCGGGCACUUAGUAAAAUGAAGAAGGGUAAAGGAGUGGGGCCAGAUGGAAUACCAGUUGAAGUAUGGAGAUGCUUAGGAAAGGAAGGAAUUAACAUAUUGUGGGACUUGUUCAAUAAGAUCUACCAGCAGGAGAAGAUAUCUGACGCCUGGAGAAACAGCCUGCUAAUCCCCAUUUACAAAGAUAAAGGCGAUAUCCAAGAUUGUACCAACUAUCGGGGCAUAAAACUGAUGGCUCAUACCUUGAAAGUUUAUGAAAGAAUAAGAGAGGCAAGGCUAAGGGAUGAAACAUCUGUAAGUGAAGAACAGUUUGGGUUCAUGCUAGGAAAAGGAACAACAGAUGCCAUCUUUGUAUUGCAACUAGCCAUGGAAAAUAUAGAGAAAAAGGUAAGGAACUACAUCUAG